Messenger RNA from Aspergillus caelatus, 1795 nucleotides. RefSeq names its product MCT family MFS transporter. Lineage: Eukaryota; Fungi; Ascomycota; Eurotiomycetes; Eurotiales; Aspergillaceae. Gene Ontology annotation, molecular function: transmembrane transporter activity. Gene Ontology annotation, biological process: transmembrane transport. Bases 50 to 1405 code for a protein of 451 amino acids. The transcript has 4 exons. Gene Ontology annotation, cellular component: fungal-type vacuole membrane. The record is from RefSeq and is a predicted model, not a curated record.
UCAUAUCAUUUUCAGGACGACCUCCCACACGUCCUACUUGCUCUCAACCAUGGCUACAUCGGAACAGGGAAGGCUUUUUGUCUCUUCCGGAGUGGAAAUUAACCAUCCCGCGGUCGGUGCCAGUGAGCCCCGCCGACCGGUGGAUGACUUCCAAGUAGAAGACAAUCAUACCGUGCUGGAAGAGUCAACUGCUGAUGCAGACAGCUUUCCAGAUGGGGGCUAUCGCUCCUGGCUCGUGGUCUUGGGUUCCUUCUUGCUGCUGAUGUCGUCGUAUGGCCUGAUGAACUCGGUCGGGGUGUUGCAAUCCUACCUGGAAUCCCACCAGCUGGCGAACUACUCGAGCCAGAAUGUGGGUUGGAUCUCCGGACUGUUUGUCUUUGUUUCGCUGGGCCUGGGGGUCUUCGUGGGCCCCUUGUUCGACACCUACGGCCCGAGAGAGCUGGUCGCCGCCGGGUCGGCCUUCUAUGUCCUGAGUCUGUUCCUAACGGCGGAGUGCACUCAGUAUUGGCAUUUCAUCAUCUGCUUUGGCAUUAUGGCCGGCAUCGGGGGAGCGUUCACGAGCACCAUCGGGAUGUCCUGUGUCCCACACUGGUUCCAGGCGCGCGCCGGCAUGGCGAUUGGAACGGCCAUGGCGGGCGCAGGUCUGGGCGGCGUGGUGUUCCCGUUUAUCCUGAAGGGCGCCUUUGCCAACCUGGGCUUCCAGUGGGGCAUGCGUAUCCUAGCGUUGGUGAUUCUCGUGCUGUGCGGACUCGCCUCAUUCCUCGUCAAGUCUCGCCUCCCCAAGGGACAGCUGAAGGCGGCGAUCGAUAUCCGAUGUUUCAAGGACUCUCGCUUCACCUUGUUAAGCUGCGGGAUCUUUGCGCUUGAAUUGGAGGUGUUUGCCCUCAUCGGUCUAUUUCCUACGUACGUGACGAAGCAAGGCUUCAAUACCAGUGCGAGUGUGUACACACUAGUGGUGCUCAAUGUAUGCUCCUUAGUCGGGCGACUUCUUGCCGGCCGGGUCGCCGAUCGAUACGGUCGCUUGAAUGUACUCAUUAUUUUGAUUCUGUCUGCUGUUGUGACGAUGUUCGUAAUCCUAUACCCCUUCAGCAGUCACCUAUCGGCCUUGUAUAUCUUCAGCGCCAUCUAUGGUCUCUGUUCCGGAUCGUUCAUUAGUCUUGCCCCCGUCUGUAUUCGGCAAGUGUCCAAUGCCAAAGAGAUCGGGAUGAGAUUUGGGACAUGCUACUGUCUAGUGAGCUUCGCUACAUUGAUCUGUAUUCCGAUCGGAGGUGAAAUGUUGGAGAAAGUGGGCUCGCGGAUUGUGGUGAUCUGGUUGGGCUGUGUCCUUCUGUUCUCCAUGUUCCUUUUUAUGACCGCACGAUGGGCCUGUCUCGAUUAUAAGUGGCAUUGGCGGAUUCGUAUUUAGCUCUUGGGUUUAAUAUGGACCGGAGAUAUCACUCCAGGACACCAAUCAGGACACCACUGGUGGGGAUUAGCUGCAGGAAAAUAGUGUUUGGAUGGUGGUGCUAAAUGCGGCUAUCUGGAUAUCUUAUUUAUGCAGGAAUUCUGCAGUGUCACGCUGUCUGAUGAUUUGUCAUCUGCAAGGUUGUUGCAACCUCCAAAACAAGGGAUGGAUGAGAUUCAACUUCAAUAUUCUUUGCCAUUCUCAGUCCGAAGGAAAGUCACAGUCCAAAAUGCAUCUGUACAUAUCUGUGCUCGCUUGGUUAGCCUGGGGACCGCUAGCUAUACUAGCCAUAACCAUCCAUGAUUUCUCACCUGAUCAAGUUGACCAAGGCAUCGCUCUCCAUCAGCUUGC